UAGUGUGCGUUACAAAAGCGGUUGCCACUUGUUUCGUUGUGUAGGUGCGGUCAUGCUACUUCGUAGAGCUUUUACAAGGAAAGCAGCAAUCUCUGUUGGACUGCAGGAGUUGCAACUGAGAAAAUUGUCUUUAUCAAGCAAGAUGGGGUUGAGCGAUGCUGCUGGAGUUGGAAGCUACGAAACUCUUUCUGUUAGCAGACCGAGAGAAAAUGUAGUGCACGUUGAAAUGAACAGGCCAGAGAAGAUGAAUGCCAUGAAUGUUGCCUUUUGGAGAGAAAUGAAUCAGUGCUUCACCUCAUUGGCUAAUGACAAGGAUUGUAGGGCUGUUGUUCUAACAGGAGCUGGGAAGCACUUUACAGCAGGGCUAGAUUUAAUAGAUUUCCAAUCUCUGCUGUUUUCUAAUGAAAUUGAGGAUACAGGAAGGAAAGGUUUUCGGAUUAGAAAGCUGAUAUCUGAUAUGCAGGAAUCUUUCAAUGCUGUAGAAAAAUGUCCUAAACCAGUUAUUGCUGCUGUUCACUCAGCAUGCAUUGGAGGAGGUCUUGAUCUUAUUUCUGCUUGUGAUAUACGAUUAUGCAGUAAGGAUGCUUGGUUUCAGAUCAAGGAAGUAGACAUUGGAGUUCUUGCUGACGUCGGCACUCUGCAGAGGUUACCCAAAAUAGUAGGCAAUGACAGCUUGGUGAGAGAACUAGCGUAUACAGCUAGGGUAUUUCAUUCAGAUGAGGCACGUGGUUUUGGUCUGGUGAGUCGAGUGCUGGCUGAUCGUCAAACAUGUGUUGAUGCUGCUCUUCAAAUGGCCGCUGACAUUGCAUCCAAGAGCCCGGUUGCUGUUCAAGGAACCAAAGUUAAUAUUGUUUUUUCUAGGGACCACACUGUUGCAGAGAGUUUAGACUAUGCGAGUGUUUGGAAUUCGUUUGCUAUUCAAUCUGAAGAUACUUUGAAAGCUGGUCAAGCUUUUCUAACUAAAACGAAGCCAACGUUUUCUAAGCUGUAAUUGAGAGAUGCCGUCUGGUUUGGACACAAAGUUUAUACAUCCAGAUGAGUGUUUGAAUUGUUAAUGGUAGAAUUGUUUGUUUGUUCAUUGCAUUGGACUUUGUGGGAUGUGAUGGUGCUGCAUUUUAGAUGUAGACGUAUAUGGCCUCUAGAAUUAGAAGAGAAGUGAACUUUUGCUGAGUA
This is a messenger RNA of Corticium candelabrum, 1173 nucleotides long. RefSeq names its product delta(3,5)-Delta(2,4)-dienoyl-CoA isomerase, mitochondrial-like. Lineage: Eukaryota; Metazoa; Porifera; Homoscleromorpha; Homosclerophorida; Plakinidae. The coding region runs from base 53 to 991 and encodes 312 amino acids. The transcript has 9 exons. Gene Ontology annotation, molecular function: delta(3,5)-delta(2,4)-dienoyl-CoA isomerase activity. Gene Ontology annotation, cellular component: mitochondrion. The record is from RefSeq and is a predicted model, not a curated record.